UUCUCUCCUUUCUUCUGUUGCAUUUUUAAAUCUUUGUUUCUGUUUACUUAUGGCUUGUUUGACAGAGACAGACUGGUCUUUGUUCACUUUACUGGAUCAACACCAACUGGCCCUCAGGGAAACCUCAGCAAAACCCCAUGCUGCCAGCCUCAGUUGCGAAAUGUCUAGCUCUGAGGUACUGAGAGCAAUAGAAAAUGUUAUUGAAGAUGUUAUCAUGAGUUUGUCCAGAAAUAAAGCACCUAUCCUUAUCUUGAGAAACAGAUCUGACUGGGGAAAUAUACAGUUUAAAGAUGCUGUAGGUUUGCAGAUGGUACCUAAUUGUACCACACGAAAAAUAAGAAGUGACUGUCCUAAAUCAGCAACAAAGUUUGCUUUGUUUCUUAAAAUGUUAUCUAUAAUCUACAAGAUGGUUCAGACAAAUGUUUAUGCAACUAAAAGAGAUAUAUUUUACACCGAUACAGUAUGUUUUGGUAACCAGAGGGUUGUGGACAACAUUAUAAAUGACAUUUCCUGUAUGCUCAAGAUACCCAGGAGGACUCUACAUAUUCUCUCUACUAGCAAAGGGUGCAUUGCUGGUAAUCUUAGUUAUAUUGAGGAGGAUGGUACAAAAGUAAAUUGUACUUGCAGUACCACAGCACCUGUACCAUCUAAUGUAGAAGGAAUAAGAAAUUUGAUUACAGAUGCAAAAUUUAUUCUAAUUAUAGAAAAAGAUGCAACUUUUCAGAGAUUGUUAGAUGACAACUUCUGCACUAAAAUGUCUCCAAGCAUAAUAAUUACGGGAAAAGGUGUACCAGAUAUCAAUACAAGACUACUAGUCAGAAAAUUAUGGGAUACUUGUCGCAUACCUACCUUUGCUCUCAUGGAUGCUGACCCACACGGUAUCGAAAUAAUGAGUAUUUACAAAUAUGGUUCUGUGUCUAUGUCAUUUGAAGCCCAUCGCCUCACGGUUCCAGCUAUAAGAUGGCUUGGCCUCCUUCCAUCUGAUUUUUAUCGACUGAAUAUUCCCAAGUGCGUACUAAUUCCACUGACUAAACAAGAUCAGACUAAACUAGCCAGUUUACAGGCAAGACCUUAUAUUGCUCGUCAGCCAGCCUGGAAAAAAGAAUUAGAGAUUAUGGAAACAUCUAAAAUGAAGGCUGAAAUUCAGGCUUUGACUUCAUUUUCAACAGAUUAUCUUUCCAGAGUAUAUUUGCCAAAUAAGCUGCAAUUUGGUGGAUGGAUAUAAAUAUUCAGACAUCCUUUUAAAGUUUUUUUAAUGAAUAUUUUGAAAGAAUAGAAAUGAAAAAACAGUAAGUAAAACGAUACAGAACAUGUAAGAAAACAAAAGAUAAGAUACAGAUAAUUAUCCCCAAUGGACUUUAACUUAUUUCAGAGGUGUUGAGAGAGAUCUUUAAAAAGUUUCAGUCAUGUAAAAUACAUUUCUAUAUGAAUUAGUAUUUCACUUUAAUUUUCUGUUAGGAACAAUGAUUAUUUCCUAUCUAUAUUAUUUUUUCAUACGUUUUAUAAUAAAUAGCAUGUUUCAAAAAGAAAAAUACAGAAAA
This is a messenger RNA of Candoia aspera, 1541 nucleotides long. It is a transcript of the gene SPO11, whose product is annotated as SPO11 initiator of meiotic double strand breaks. Gene Ontology annotation, molecular function: ATP binding; DNA topoisomerase type II (double strand cut, ATP-hydrolyzing) activity; DNA binding. NCBI's taxonomy places the organism in Eukaryota, Metazoa, Chordata, Lepidosauria, Squamata, Candoiidae. The coding region runs from base 50 to 1225 and encodes 391 amino acids. The transcript has 13 exons. Gene Ontology annotation, biological process: meiotic DNA double-strand break processing; reciprocal meiotic recombination; meiotic DNA double-strand break formation. Gene Ontology annotation, cellular component: nuclear chromosome. The record is from RefSeq and is a predicted model, not a curated record.